UGCUGUAGUCACGGCAUCGCCUGGGGGCCCCUCGUUGGCUUUUAAAACCACCGUGAUCGCUACGCUGAGACCACUGAUCGAGCAGAUCACCACAGGGGAAGACCACCACAGCUCAUCCGACUGUAUCCUGCAACGUCUGUCACAGAAAGCAACUAAAGAGAUGAACGGAAAUAUGCCAAUGGUUACUAAGCUAAGCAAGUGCAUCGAGAGCAAACAAAGUGCUGCGUGCAAAGAGGAGAAAAACUCAAAGGAAGCUGCAGAAUCUAACAAGUUGGUUUGCAUAGAGAAAGCUUACAGCACCAUACUGAGAGAGCUUGGAGAAAUCACCGAGCGGGAGGGCCUUUUACGCACACCGUUACGCGCCGCCAAAGCCAUGCAGUUCUUUACAAAAGGCUAUCAGGAGACGGUCCAAGAUAUCCUGAACGAUGCAAUCUUUGAUGAAAACCACGAUGAGGUGGUGGUCGUCAAGGACAUCGAUCUGUUCUCUCUUUGUGAACAUCACCUGGUGCCUUUCUUUGGCAAGGCUCACAUUGCAUACAUUCCAAAUAAGAAAGUGGUUGGUCUGAGCAAGCUUGCCAGGAUUGUUGAGAUCUUCAGCAGGAGGCUUCAAGUUCAGGAGCGUCUAACCAAACAGAUAGCAGUAGCCAUAAAUGAGGCUUUGGAGCCUCUUGGAGUGGUGGUGGUAAUUGAAGCUGCUCACAUGUGCAUGGUGAUGAGAGGUGUGCAGAAGAUGAACGCCAAAACUGUAACAAGUGUCAUGCUGGGAGUGUUCCAAAGUGAUCCCAAGACCCGGAAAGAGUUUCUUACUCUGACACUGUGAAAAGAAAAGUUUUGAUCUCAGCAGGAAGUUCUAGGGAGGAAAAUCAGAGGAAUGCGGAUUCAUUGUGUGUCCAUUUGGAGACAAUUGUGGUCUGAUACAUUUGUUUUGUUUAGCACUAAAAGGAAUUCAUCUGAAAACAAAUCAUUGUAAUAUGCAGCCUGUUAAAGGCAGAAACACAGCUCAGGUAAUAUUUCACAAUGUCAAUGUAAAUAUUUUCCUCUAUUCCUAAUUAUUAAUCUGAACAUAUUUUCUUUAUUCUGAAUAUUAUCCUAUACUGUGUGGUAUAUGAUGAUGUCCGUUGACAAUAGGUUGUAAUUUUUUAACUGUUUUGAUACAUAAAUGUGUGAUAUUUAUUUACCCGUACAGUCAACAUUUACAAAUCAAUAAA
Messenger RNA from Larimichthys crocea (large yellow croaker), 1208 nucleotides. Its product is annotated as GTP cyclohydrolase 1. Gene Ontology annotation, molecular function: GTP cyclohydrolase I activity; GTP binding; zinc ion binding. Gene Ontology annotation, cellular component: cytoplasm. Gene Ontology annotation, biological process: tetrahydrofolate biosynthetic process; tetrahydrobiopterin biosynthetic process. The transcript has 6 exons. Lineage: Eukaryota; Metazoa; Chordata; Actinopteri; Sciaenidae. The coding region runs from base 161 to 820 and encodes 219 amino acids. The record is from RefSeq and is a predicted model, not a curated record.